AUGAAGAGCAUGAAUGUAAUCACCUGUUCAAUUCUGGCCACUUUCCACCUUGCGGGAGCUGUCUCGGCCACGACGGCGAUGGAAGUGUCCGUGGUUUAUGACCAAAGGUACGACGUGGAGAGCACCUCUCUCAAUACCGUUAGCUGUUCAGAUGGAGAAUAUGGUCUUGAGAGCAAGUACCAUACAUUCGGUGGCUUGCCUAAUUUCCCCCUUAUCGGUGGCUCGCCGACCAUUAGUGGACGUCCGGACCAGGGAAGUAGCAAUUGUGGUAAAUGCUACCAACUGCACUACCAAGCCGGCAGCGUUGACAAGACCAUCAAUGUCCUUGCGAUUGACGCUGCUUCCAGCGGGUUCAAUAUCGGGCUUGAUGCGUUCAACCAAUUGACUGACAACCAAGGCGUUGACCUUGGUCGUGUGACGGCCUCCUAUACUCUGGCCCAGGACAGCGACUGUGGAAUCGGGACUCAGGAUGAAUAG
Molecule: messenger RNA, 477 nt
Organism: Penicillium maclennaniae
Lineage: Eukaryota; Fungi; Ascomycota; Eurotiomycetes; Eurotiales; Aspergillaceae
Gene: aspf13
Product: allergenic cerato-platanin Asp F13
Exons: 2
Coding region: 1-477 (158 amino acids)
Source: RefSeq, a predicted model, not a curated record